GUCUAGUUUCCUAGUGAACGUCUUGUAGUGAAUCUCACACCAGUACGUACGCCAGAAUAGGAAUGGUAUUUACUAAUUCGAGGUAAGCGAGCGCCACCGUCUACCACCAUUGUAGCUACACAACUGGUUCCACUGGUUCUGCAACAGCAGUGAGAGUGAGAAUCAGACGCUGAAGCGGCACUGACCACUCAGGAUGACGUUGGACUGAAGAUGGCCUCACCCACUCCAUCUCUGGACUCACUUACUGGAGUAAACUCGCUUGGAUCUCUGAUUGAUCAGAACGACUACCACUCGCUGAGCAACUCGCCUGCCACUGCUUCUCCUACAGCAUCUGUAAGCAGCACCUUCAGUGGCAACGGAGCGCAGUACCUCACCAAGUGUUUCAUAUGCGAUGACAUUUACACCAAUCCCAAGGUCUUGCAUUGUUUUCACACAUUUUGUAAAGAUUGUAUUGAGGGUAAACAGGAAUAUCCAAACAAAAUAGUUUGCCCUCGCUGUCAAGUGGAAACCAUUUUGGGCUCCAGAGGUGUUGCAGACCUUGUCCCGGACUUUUCUGUCAACAACAUUAUCGAACAACAAAGCCAGAACCCCAGCUUCUGUACGAGUUGCAAGAGUAGAACAUUGUUUGCCAUCUCUCGUUGUGUGGACUGCAAGAGCUACCUGUGUGAAAACUGUACAAUGGCUCAUCAAUUCAUGCACUGCUUUGAAGGACAUCGAGUCCACAACCUCUCACAAACUGAAAAUGGGGAGAAGGAAGAUAUCAAGACAGGGUUGGGCUUAACCAACGGCGAGAAGGAACAGGGUUGUCCUCGACACAAGACUUCAGUUUUGAAGUAUUUUUGCAGAACUUGUAAUGUUCCUGUCUGCAAAGAAUGCACUCUUUUUGACCAUCAGAGCCCAGUUCAUGAAUGUGAACUCAUUUCAGAAGCUGGCCCCAAACAGAUUGAGCUCAUGACCCAAACCGUUCAAGAAGGGAAGAAUAAGGCAACAGAUCUCCGUAACAUGGUAAAGACUUUAGAGCAUACUGCACAGCGCCUCCAAGUUCAAUAUCAUAAAGCUCAAAACGAGAUCAACGAUACCUUCCAGUUUUAUCGGUCGAUGCUUGAGGAGCGUAAACAGGACUUGCUGAAGGAAUUGGACGGAGUUUUCAAUGCAAAGCAGAUGGGUAUAAGUGUAAUGGGUCAAAAAGCUCAAGACACCGUUGAGAAAAUCUAUCAAGUAUGUGAAUUCAUUGAGCGUCUCGUGAAAUGUUCAAGUGUAACUGAAUGUCUUUUGUUCAAGAAGUUCAUGGACUCCAGAUUGCAAGCCCUAACUUGUUACACCCCGGAUGCUUCCGUUCAACAAGCUUGUGACCUUGAAUUUGUUUCGAACUACCAGGCUAUACAAGUGGGUGUUAGAAAUACCUUCGGCUAUGUCAGGUCUAGUGCUGAAGUCAUCGGUACCAGCAAGCAGCCUCCAAUCGCCAGACCAACCGGCACAAACGGAUCCAUUACAAUGAACGGUUCUUCGCCUGUUAACGGAUGUCUAAACGGUGGAUCCCUUCACUCUGCCGUCAAUGGGGUUACUUUGAAUGGAACGCUGAAUGGAGUCCUAGAGCGACCAUACUCGAACGGUCUUUCUUCAUCCACUUCCAACUCUCAGUACGAAUCCAACAUAAUAUCAAAACGAUUCAGCAGUGCCAACAGCUUGGGACCAUUCAACACCUCCAUCAGUGACCUGGGUUUGAACGGUAUCAACCAUUAUGAAAAGUGGUCUAGUGGCGGAAGUGACAUUUUCCAGAAUGGUGGAAGUGAAUACAUGAGUACUCUUUCACUUAGCAGUCAGGGUGAUCCAAUGCUUGAUCUCAGUUCCAAGUUCCUGUCAUCCACCUCAAUUUUCCCACCAAAAUCUCAAAUCAAACGUCAAAAAAUGAUUUAUCAUUGCAAGUUUGGUGAAUUUGGUGUGCUCGAAGGCCAGUUUACAGAACCGAGUGGUGUGGCUGUCAAUGCUCAAAACGAUAUUAUUGUGGCAGACACAAACAAUCAUCGCAUCCAGAUAUUCGAUAAAGAAGGUAGAUUUAAAUUCCAGUUUGGAGAGUGUGGUAAACGAGACGGUCAACUUUUGUACCCGAACCGUGUCGCUGUUGUGAAGACCUCCGGCGACAUAAUUGUCACAGAAAGAUCUCCAACCCAUCAGAUCCAGAUAUACAACCAAUACGGUCAGUUUGUGCGCAAGUUUGGAGCCAACAUUCUUCAACACCCUCGCGGUGUCACAGUGGACAACAAAGGACGUAUCGUAGUGGUAGAAUGCAAGGUUAUGAGAGUCAUAAUCUUCGACCAGGCUGGAAACGUACUUCAGAAGUUCGGGUGCUCCAAACAUCUUGAGUUUCCCAACGGAGUAGUUGUUAACGACAAGCAAGAGAUCUUCAUCAGUGACAACAGAGCACACUGUGUCAAAGUGUUUAACUACGAAGGGGUCUUCCUUCGUCAGAUUGGCAGUGAAGGUGUUACAAACUAUCCAAUUGGAGUUGGAAUAAAUUCUGCUGGAGAGAUCCUGAUCGCUGACAACCACAACAACUUCAACUUGACCAUCUUCACACAAGAAGGGCAGCUGGUCUCUGCUCUGGAGUCUAAAGUGAAACACGCUCAGUGCUUCGAUGUUGCUCUGAUGGAUGACGGCUCAGUGGUGCUCGCCAGCAAAGACUAUCGACUCUACAUCUAUCGCUAUGUCCAGGUGCCCCCAAUUGGCCUGUGAACAGUUACAUAUCUUUCAUCGAAACCAUUCCUAACACGUUGUUUAUGCAUUUAUUGAAUCGGGAAUGGUACUCACUGUUAAUGUUCCCGUGUUGGUUAUGUUAUUACGAGUCAAAAUUGUUUCAUCUUUCUAAGCAACCAAAACUUCUCUUCCCAUGAUAAUAAUUUAUUGUAACUAGUUUUGUACUUGUUGGGUUGUAAGACAUUCCGUGUUGGUGACACGGUUGUUUCUCGUCGGUUAUCCGACUAUUGUUGUUGUAAAUACCGAACAACUGUUGUUUCCUGUGACCAAAUAACUUUUAAGGCACUUCGUAAUAUAAUCAACUAAUUGUUUUUAACCGUUAUUGACGAGACAGGUUUAUUUCAUUAAUGUUAAGGUCGGAAGCAGCUGCUCCAUCGCACUGUUUUCCCAGUAGAUAUAUAGUGAUUCUCCUUUUCCAAAAUGAUUUUAAAUAUUUUUACACGUGUGCUAACUCAUGCUACUACCAGACUGUGAGGGAAACCGAAGGACUGCAUUUUAAUCUUUAAUCUAGUUUUUAUGUGUAAGUAUAGUUUUAAAGUACGAGGUUGAAAUUGCAAAAUGUCUCGUUUUCUUAAUUCGUUUAGUUUGAUUACAAAAGAUAAGCAAUGAUAGUUUUAAUACAUCACGAACGUGUGUGUUUGUAUGUUUUCCUAUUCUUUGUUAAACUGUCCCUUUGUUAAAUGCCCGGCGACACCAACAAUUGUUGAGCGGAACUUACGCACCCUAGUCACAAGUUAGUUGCGAUGUCUGCAGGGAGGCUUUCCCGAACCGUUUUUUCACGGAACAAAUUUUAUAAUAUGUUUUGCUGUAAUAAGUAUUUUAUUUUUAGUUCAUUAUUUCCUUUUGUUGUUAUUUCUAUUUAUCGAUACUAGUUAAGGGUUUUGCAAAGAGGAUGUCAGAUAGGCACUAUAUGUAGUUACUGCAGAAAAAAUUUGUGUUUGUUUAUUAUUGUUGUUUAAAAUUGUGUACUCACUCUUAUCUACUACACUUUUUUACGUUUAGUUUGUAGUUAAGUUAUACGGAUCAGUAUUCGAGUUAUUGCAAUUGUAAGUGAAACUAGAGUUUCUUUGAGCUGUUUAUGUUUUAAUUUUGUACGACUUGACGCCAAAUUCUAGCCUUGGGUUUGCCUUGUGCCAUCUUGGUUAUUUCUUUCUUUGUUACUCAAAAGACCUAUUCUGUUGUUUAUAACAUGAACAUAUUUGGUCUCAAAGCCUAAAGAUAGAAUUUUACAGAUACAAAUGUUCUUUUCAGUUCAUUAGUAGGAUUGAUGCAUGUAUAUUCUGAAUGUUAUUUAUAUUUUACUUUGAUGAUUAUAGGCCAAAAAUACCAUUUGGCGAUACUGCAUUUAAAGUGUUUUUAUAUUGCAUAGUUCUUGUUUCAUGUUUUGUGUUAGCAAACAUAAAUUAUUAUUAUUAUUAUGUAACUUGAGAUUUUGUUUUCCAGUUAUUAUUUUGUUGUAAGAUGUUUCAGUUUUUAAUAUAUGAUUACUUUUUCCUACUUAGUUCAAAUUUUUUCUCCCCAUUCAACUAACAUAGGCUAGUCUAUCUGACUCCUCACUAACAUUACCUUCCUUAACUCUUAAGCAAAUCUAGUCAUUUUUGUUUGUUAGGAGUUCGUUUAAGUUUGCAAAAUUUUUGUUUUGGAAUGCCUUCGGACAGUUGAUUCGCUGUGAUUGUAAUGCAAGUAUUUGCCUUACGCUUUCAAAUCUAAAACUGCAUCUUGUUUUCAUUAUCCAAUUAGUUAUCCUCUUAGACAAUAAGAAUAACAUAUUUAUCAAAUCUUUCACAAAUCCUAAAUAAUUUUCACAUUUUAACUCUAGCUAAUUGAACUCUAAAAUACAGGGCAAACUUUUUAUACAUAUAAACUAUUUUAUUACUCUUUUGGGCACAACAUAUACAUAACUCAAUGCUUUUAGUAUUAGACUUUGGAAAGUAUUGAGAUUAGCAUCGCCGUUUUUUGAACUACCUUGUAGUGUUUUGACGACUGGUGUUAUAUUCAUUGCAAUUGAGAUUUAACAUGUUUGUAUCCUUCUCAUUGAAAGAGUUUAUUUUUUCACAUUAUAAUACUUUGGAUAGUGAUUGCUUAGCGGAUGUGUUGAUGUUAGUUUAGUUUAUGUUCUCUGUGUAGUCUUUAUGCGGUUCCAUCUGGAGUCCCUAAGGUAAUCUUGACUUAAACCCUCUUUUAAACAUCAAACUAAUUGACUUUUGUAAAUAUUUUAGACGAGUUAUUCGUUUAAUCUCCGAUCUUUUCUAAUCAAUGACUCCAGCUGUGAAUUCGUAUUGUGAUGCUGCUUUUUCGAUAAUUGUUUAUCAAUUGAGCAAAUAAUAGAUUUACAUAUUUGUUGUAGCAUAUUUUGUUGCAUAUUGUUGUAUGACGCACAAUAUUGUACUGCUUCGGGUUUGGAACACCAGUGCCCUCAUCAUAGCUGCCCAAUGCCCAUUGCCCACCCUCUCCCUCUGCUGUCAUGUUCUGUUGUGAAGCUCCCGUCAUAUCAAGACUCUGUAGUUCUAACUAACGCCAGCCAGAUUCCAUGUCAAUUACACUAGGGAACACAAUGUACUCUAGUUCUCCUAAUGUUGGCUUUUGUGCUUGUAGCCUAGUUAUUAUGUCGUAAGGUCCAAUUUUAAUACUAACAUAAGCUGUCACUAGGGACUUUGUUUGUACUCGAUGUGUAGUCUGUUACGAUUAUAGAGUAAGAAUGUUUUUGACCGUAACAAAUAUUUUUAAGGUAAAAGGAGUCCUAUUUGUUGAGGUUAAUGAACAAAAAUUGUCAGUUUCGAGUUGUUAGAUUUAAUUAGUAAUGUCGUGUUGCGCAACUCUAACAAAUACGUUGUUGCAUGUUUCCUCUCGAUCUGUCGAGGGCUCUGUAUACAUAAUGUUUGUUAGUAGUUUUGUUUCCUCCCUUCGGAGGUUACCUUAGAAAUUUAUGUCGAAAAACAAAGUCUGAGAUUGUGAAGUUUGAACGAUGAGAUGUUUUAAUUUUUUAUCUCGACAUCUUUAUCGAUAGUGCAUGUAUAGAAUGGAAACACCAACCUUUAUCCCGGUAUUACCAAAAUAGUUGUUGUUACCUAGAAUUUCACUCUCUCACUUGUUAUUUGCAGACAAAAUCAAUAGGCUUUCAUUUUUCUCUAAACUUUCCUCAAAUUUUUUACCAAGCCUCUAGGUUUUCCAUACAUCUCGAUAACAAAUCUGUGAUUAAUGAAAUUGCCUUUCCCUCUCACUCAUUCAUUGUUAUCACUGUUAGAGUCAGCAGUUCUGUAGCAUAACCUUGUUGCUCACCUCCGCACAUCAUCACCGAUUGUUGAUUAUUCAUAAUCCGAUUUCUCCCUUUUUACACCGUAACAUAAAAAAGAUUAUUUAUCGUUAAACAAAUUUCUGGAUCAAAAAGUUUUGCUCAGUAAUCUUAUAACAUCAUUCCAUCCACAAGAGGCAAAAUUUAAAUUCUUCCGUGUGAGAGAUUGUACGCGCGUGGACCCGGUUCGUGCCUCCCUUGUUCGUACAAUCUACCUCUCGUACUCUUCUAACUGUUGCCCUUCUAAGGGUUUGCUCGUUUAAAUGUUAGUCUCACAUAUGUUAUCGCAUUUGUUAUAUCAACCGUUAUAAUUGACAACGCCAAUUUUGAGAUGUUUGAGCCCUUGUUGUCUUGUUCGCGUGGGGCUCAUACACACACUUGUAUUCUCUGUUCUAUGUUUGUCGGUGGCCCCGAGUGAAUGAUGCUUUUCAACUCUCCGUGCGAUGUAAAUUUUGGCUUUCUAUGUUAUAUAACAUUAGGUUUACGACACUUUGUUCCUUUCGCGGGGUGCUGUUGCCGAGGGUUUAAAUUUUUGGCUCGGCUUUUUAUUGAACCGUCGCAUGUCAAUUUCCGAGUGGUUGUGGGAUGAGGUGCUCAAUGUCAAGAUCGCUCACAGCUGAGGGGGUGGGAUAAGAAGAUGCUAGUCAGUCCAGACGUUCGCGUCCGUUAUCCGCUUGUUAGGUUAGUCCGUGUUAAUGCUAUUUAUAUUUUAUUUUCUGUACAGUUUGUUUUGCUCGUGUGUGUAAGUAGUUAGUAUCGCUGUUGACGGGUUACGUCGCUCUUGCAUUCCUCGUUUUGUGUAGUGUCGUAGUCUUCUGUAGGCCUAGUCGAGUUGAUGUGUGGUAGAUUAUUUUUCUAACGCGGUUAGAUCAUUGCGAGUUAACGUCCCCUCCUUUGGAUCUCCAUUUUUCUUCCAAGUAGGUUUUUUAAGGAACUAACGGGGACCAUCUUUCCUUUAGAUGGUGGGCGUAGAUCUAUGUCUGUGUGCAUGUGUGUGUGUGGUCCUUGUAAGGCCGUUACUCCGGUAGCGAUACUUAUCAAAGCUUUUUAACAAAAUGUUGAACAUUAAGGUGAAAGCCAAUAUUUUGUACUGCAAGUUAUGAUAAUUGUCCUGCUAAAAAGUUUUUGUCAAGUUAUCUUGUGUGACUUAUAUUUAAGAAUUGUUACGAGUAGAUUAGUACGUUGUCGGCGACAUAUCUAUCUAUUAUAGAAUAUUUGUCUAAGAUGGGAGUGACAUGUUUGUUUAUUGUAUUGCCUAGAUUUAACAGCCCAGCAACGAUGAUAAAUGUUUAAUUUGAUUUUUUUAACUUCUUCCUACUUACUGGACUACUUUGUACUCGAUUUGUAAAAGAGCAGGUAAAGGAAAAUCCUGGGAUGAUUUUUGAUUAUCUGUUAACCUUGAACAUAUUUUUAGUAUGAUCACUUACUCUUUUUUUUAUUCCCUGGUACAACUAAUGUUAUACUAAAAAUUACUGUGUUACUAACAAUUUUAACACUAUAUACUGAAUAACUCCAAAAUUGUGACCUUAUUGAUAACUAUUACAUUUUUUACUCAUCAUACACCACAAAUCUUCUGGUACAAUCUGUCCAUAGAAUCAAGUUAGACUUCUUCAUGACUAGUUAUUAUUAUUAAAAUUGUAAUCAAUAAAUAAAUUAUAAGCAAAUAUCUGUUGGGAUUGUUAAGGUUACAUUGCAAUAAUGUACAGUUAGUCGUUGCUGGGCGUCGCUUGUAUUGUUAGCUAAGGUCCAACGUCCGGUUGUAUUGGAUGGCCUAACAUCAUCGUUGUGUCGGAUAUUCUCCGUUUGUUUGCUGUAGUAUUGUUGGACGUUCGGCUCCUGUUCAGGCCAUAAUCAUUGUUGAUAAAUUAUUUUAUGAAGUUUUGGAUAAAAUUAUUUACACACAGAAAAAAUUAGUUGGUUUUUAAUAUGUUGAGUAGUGAAAGAGCACAAUUGUAUUGUUUUAGGCCUAUGCUUUCAGUAAAACUAAUUUUAAGACUGAUGUUUCUACUGAAAUUACUAUUUUUGCGACAUUCUGCCCAUGUUAUGAUAUUAAUGUUUUGUUUGUGAAAUAUUUCCGUGUGGAGAUUUUAAUGUGUUGACUAGUUGUGGCAAUCCAUUUGACAAAAUAAAAUAGUUGAGUCGUCAAAUUGAGGGAGUUUCUUGGUAACAGGAUCACUUUUUAAAAUAAACAUAAUCUCUUCUUCUAGAAUUCAUCCAAGAAACUAAUUAUCUUUAUUAGAUUUAGUUCUGUACACUACAUCGAUUCAAAAUUAAAACCUUAUAAUAUUUGUUUUUUAUCCAGAUAGUGUUUUCUAUCUCUGAUCAUUUUAAGUGACACACAUGCAUUCCUAACAUUAAUAAGAAUAGAUCUUAAUACAAGUAGACUGUUAAGUAAGUAGUCAAGUGAUUCCACCAAUUUGUUAUGCUUUAGUUGUCUUUGCUAGUUUUUGCUUGAAGACAAUCAUAUUUCUUAGUGUUAUCCAUCUAGGAGAUUUAUUUUUGAACGAAUAUAGGUCUAAACUAUGUGUACUUCAUUGUUCUAAAGUAGGAUAACGCAAUAACUGGUAAGGGCAACAAUGGCACCCUGGCAGAGCCCCAUUCUCCUCCUUGUUUUCUGUUUAUGACAAUAUGCUAUUUGGGGACCAAUUUUACUACUGAUCAAUAUUUUGAAAUAAUAGGUUGCUAUUUCAAAUCUGGAGUUUCUCCCCCCAGUAUGUAAAUUUGCAGUAAAUCAAAAAAUGUAUUUUAGUUUUUGUUAGCUUCUAUCUACAACGACCUUCACUCCACUGCCACAGUCCGCAAUGCUGGACUCUGGUAGAGCAGGGAAGGUCUUACCCUCUCUGGGACCAAAAUCUGUUUUAGAAUUCCUUCAUCGAUAAAUGUGUCUAAAUUAUAAUCUCAAGCGGGAAGACGGACACCCAGUCCUAGAAAACACGGGGGAGGAGGGUGGGACAGCUCCCAGUACCCGGUGAUAUUGUUACCAAGCUCCCGAGAAUCUAAAACACGGUGUUUUCCGUUCACUCAAUGAAAGGUACAAAAUGGUUUUGUUAAUAUUUAAGUACAGUUAUAAGCGAGUUUCGAAUUUAUUUUUUAUAAAGUUGUUAAUCUUGUGAAUGCUAAAGGUUAUUAAUAGAAUCCUAUAAUAAUGUUUGUACGCAUAUCUAACUUGGUUUAUAGUUAGUUUUUCUAUUCUCGUUGGAUGCCAUCUGAACCGGUCAUCAUAUGUCGCUGAUGUUUGUCUUAUCGAGUGUUUAAAUAUUGUUUCGUUGCUUGAAUUUGGCUGCGUUGACAAAGAAAUAAAUUUCAUUAAAACUAA
Macrosteles quadrilineatus (aster leafhopper) is the source of this 9362-nucleotide messenger RNA. It is a transcript of the gene brat, whose product is annotated as brain tumor protein. Gene Ontology annotation, molecular function: zinc ion binding; protein binding; mRNA 3'-UTR binding. The record is from RefSeq and is a predicted model, not a curated record. Gene Ontology annotation, biological process: negative regulation of translation. NCBI's taxonomy places the organism in Eukaryota, Metazoa, Arthropoda, Insecta, Hemiptera, Cicadellidae. Bases 211 to 2733 code for a protein of 840 amino acids. The transcript is spliced from 4 exons.